Leptopilina boulardi is the source of this 1157-nucleotide messenger RNA. RefSeq names its product tetraspanin-2A-like (gene Tsp2A). The record is from RefSeq and is a predicted model, not a curated record. The coding region runs from base 184 to 918 and encodes 244 amino acids. Lineage: Eukaryota; Metazoa; Arthropoda; Insecta; Hymenoptera; Figitidae. The transcript has 5 exons. Gene Ontology annotation, cellular component: membrane.
GAUAAUAAAUGCCAUGACCGUUUAGUGGUACCUGUCGUUCCUACGAUGAUCGUUUCAUUGAAACAAUUCACAGAUUUUUUUUCAAUUUAAUAGUUUUUCAAAAAAAAAAAAAAAAAAAGGAGAAAAAAAAAUUUAAUAAUUUUUUUCCCAGUGGAUUUUAGUUUUAAAAAAAAGAAGUGAAAAAUGGUAGUGAAGUCCGCAACAAGUGGACCAAAUUUGAUUGAAAAACAAAUUGGGUGUAUCAAAUAUACAAUUUUUUGUUUUAAUAUCGUCAUAUUUCUAUUAGGAUGUGGAAUGUUUGGUUUAUCAGUAUGGUUACGAGCGGAUUCAGGAUUUCAAGAUUUCGUUGAUUAUCUUGAUAUCGAUGAAUUUUAUAUUGGAAUAUAUUUACUAAUUUUCACAUCCGUUGUAAUUAUGAUAAUUGCUUUUAUUGGAUGUGGAGCAGCAUUAAUGGAAUUCAUAACUGCUCUUUACGCGUACAUUGGACUUCAAGUUUUGUGUUUUGUAUUUGGCCUGGCAGGAGCAGCAGUUCUUUUAAAUUAUUCAACAUAUGAUAGUGAUAUUCAACCUCUUAUUCGAAGAUCAAUGACUACUUUAAUUUCAAAUUCUCAACAUGAUGAUGCUUCUCGAAUGCUCAGGAUAGUUCAAGAACAGAUUGGAUGUUGUGGUGCUGAUGGUCCCAUGGAUUAUUUGACAUUGCUUAAACCACUGCCAACUGAGUGUCGAGAUACUGUGACCGGAAAUGCUUAUUUCCAUGGAUGUGUCGAUGAACUAAGUUGGUUUCUUGAGGGAAGGUCUGCAUGGUUAGCAGGAUUGGCAUUAUCUCUUUGUAUGUUCCAUGUUGUUCUAGGUGUUCUUUCACUUAUUUUAAUUCAAGCAAUUCAAAAAGAAGAGGAAAGUGCAACAUUUAAACGUUAAUAAAUUUUUAACACAUUUUUAUAAAAUAAAUUUUUUACCUGAAUUAAUUUUUUUUUUAAUAAUAAUAAUAAUUUGCUAAGUAUAGAAUUAAGUAAUAUAUAUUAUUUAUAAAAAUAUAAAUCACACACAUACUACAAAUCUUUUAAUUGAUAAUAUUUACAAAUUAAAGAAUUUACUUUUAAAGGAACAAAUUUUACAUGUAUAUACGAAAUUAAAAUAAUACAAAUAUUUGAAAUUUA